AUAAUAUCUCAUGAUCGUGUCGCGCCGGUGGUUGAACGGACAGAGGUGGCGGAGGACUGCGUCGCGGCAACAUGACGAGACCCGGGCCCCCUAAUGAAAAUUUACCCACGGUGAAGCUGGUGGUGGUGGGAGAUGGUGGCGUCGGCAAGAGCGCCAUCACGAUCCAGUUCUUCCAGAAGCUGUUCGUGACGGACUAUGACCCCACCAUCGAGGACUCGUACAUACAGCACACUGAGGUGGACGGACAGUGGUGCAUACUUGAUGUGCUGGACACGGCCGGCCAGGAGGAGUUCAGCGCGAUGCGCGAGCAGUACAUGCGCAAGGGCGACGGCUUCCUGCUUGUGUACUCGGUCACCGACAAGCAGAGCUACGAGAACAUACGCCACUUCCACACACAGAUACUGAGGGUCAAGGACAGGGAGUCGUACCCGAUGCUGCUGGCGGCCAACAAGGUGGACCUGGUGGCGGCGCGCGCGGUGGGCGAGGAGGCGGGCCGCGAGCUGGCGCGGCAGCUGGCGGCGCCCUACAUCGAGACCAGCGCCAAGGAGCCGCCGCUCAACAUCGACGCCGCCUUCCACGAGCUGGUGCGCAUUAUUCGAAACCACCCGCAGCAAGAGGAGAAGCAACGCCGCCGCAGGAAGUUCGGCAAAUGUACUCUGCUGUGAAAUUGCAGCGCGCACUCCACGCACGCGCAACACGCACGCCACGUGCGUGUGCACACGCCGCCCAUGCGCUGUACAUGCGUCACACGCGACCAUGUUCCUCUAAAUUGUGUGCUGCGCUGCUCUAGCUGGCUGGAUGGAUCUACUAGGUAUGGUAUAGUUGGUUGGUUGGUCGGAUGUCGCGGAGGCGUAGAUGUAGCUCUGUUUUACUGUAAGUUAUUAAUUUUAUGUUUUUAAUAUUUUCUUUCAUAACAAAAUGUAAUGGGAUUACAGUCUAUCCAAAUACUCUUUUACAGUUUUAAUUAUAAAUGCUAAUUUAAUUCUUAUUUACUAAAUAGUAUUAUACUAUUUGUUAUAUAAAAAUAAUUAUUUAUAAAUGUUUUUUACGCGAUGCAAAGGAAGCGAGUCCAUACAGCUGUGUUUUUAUGAAAUCUGAAAAAACUAAAAUAGGAUAAUGAUAAAAAAAAAAAUACAAUUAAUCUAUUACUUAUUAUUAUUAAUUUUUCACUCAGUAUCAUGAUUUGUUUUUAUAAAUAAGCCAGUGUUUGACCAAAAGUGGCUAUCCCUAAUUUAAAACUACAUAAUAAAUGUCUUUACUAACCAGUGGCCGAAUUUUUAGCUAGCUUUUGAAUUGCUUGACGAACAUGGUGGUAUAACUGUGGUAUUUAUCUGAUAAUGGAUAUUUGUGUUAUGUAUGUUGUUUCAUGUUGGAUACAUAGCCUGUCAGUAAUGUAAUAGAAGAUUUGAUUGCAGGCAUUUAAUGCAUGUUUAAUGAUUUAAUGCAUUCUUACACACUCCGAUAAAUCCUUAAUCAGUUACAUCUACAAUGAUGAAUUAUAAAUGUGUAACGAGAAUCAUUAUAUACGACCGUAAUACGAUUUAUUUAUAUAAUUUGAACGGCACAGAUAAAGCUGCUGUUUAUCGGAUCGUGUAUGGACGGCUUUAUGAGUUCGCUAUCUGUGAGCUUGUCUAUCAUAUAAGGCAUGUACAGAAAUGUGAAUAUAUGUUUAGGAUGUAUAAUGCUGUUCUUGGUCUAUUCACUCUAUCUCUAUUUAUCUGGAGAUAGCUUUUUUUAAUGAGUGAAGUUAGAAUAGUAGCCCCGCCUGCGCUAUCAGUAUACGCUGGCGGGGUCACCAGUGAAGGGUGAUAGGUGAGGAUGAAGACAGGUCAGUUGGCCUAUAGUGACCAAUUGAACAAGAAUUAACCACUAUGGUUUCCAGGGGGAAAAACGUGGAAGUCGACCUGAUAGGGUGUAUUGCUAGCAAUGGGGCUGUUAAAUCUCAUUACUAACAAUCCCUUUCCCCCAUCUGGAUCUAGUUAGAAUAAUUCACAAUUUCUAUUGGUAUUGGUAACUAAUUUGUUAUUUAUAUCCAUGAAAGCUUAAUAUAUUUUAAUUGUAACAGAUUUUUAUAACUUUAUGCCUAGUUGGUCAGUUAAAAGGUAUUGAACCUUACGGGAGAAUGUUUAGUCUAUUUCUGCAGUAUUAAAUUCUAUUAUUUUAAUACAUAGUGUUAUUAUUUGAGUGUUUAUUUAUUAAUUUAUAUUUAACCAAAGUAUAGCAUUUAUUUAGUGAGUAAGUCGCUGUGUUAUCUUAGUGUAAGGCUUCCUUUAAUUAGGACGUGUUCGAAUGCAGCAUGAAAUUGGAAUAUUCUGGAAUUAAUAAUACUAGCUAGGUAAAAUGUAUUGUCUAGUUUUUAUUACUUAAUUGGUAAACAAUAUAUUUUUGAUUCAUAAUUUUAAUUAGUGAUUAACUGAUAAAAAAAAUGGACAUUCGCGAUUUUUGAAUAAAAUACUUACCCAAGUUGUUUAUCAUAAGUAACAAACUACAAUUACAUCCUAUUGACCAGUAUUUAUAUUCGGUCAUUCUUAAAAUUUUAUUUAUUUAAGUAACUUAAAUAUAUAUAUAUAUAUAUAUAUAUGUAUAUGUAUAUGUAUAUGUAUACUACUUUUGAAUAUGAUAUACAAGGAUCCAAAUGUCAGGCUAAGCGCGGAAAAUGCAGUCUAAAUUCAUUGUUUUACGGUAUAAUUCUUCGCGUAUAUUUAGACCUGGUAACAUUUCGUAAACGAUGGCGAAUGAUCGUGUAAUGGGUGCUUUAUUGAAAGGCGACUAAUGAUUAGAAUUUUGUGCUGCAUUAGAAUUAAUAAAUAGUGAUGCUUAUUUUAUUAUUUAUUGUUUUAUGUUUUUGCCAACAUUGUUGGUACAGUCACAUACA
Galleria mellonella (greater wax moth) is the source of this 2875-nucleotide messenger RNA. RefSeq names its product ras-related protein M-Ras-like. The transcript has 5 exons. Gene Ontology annotation, cellular component: plasma membrane. The coding region runs from base 72 to 665 and encodes 197 amino acids. Lineage: Eukaryota; Metazoa; Arthropoda; Insecta; Lepidoptera; Pyralidae. Gene Ontology annotation, biological process: signal transduction. Gene Ontology annotation, molecular function: GDP binding; GTP binding; GTPase activity. The record is from RefSeq and is a predicted model, not a curated record.